Molecule: messenger RNA, 3684 nt
Organism: Pseudocercospora fijiensis CIRAD86
Lineage: Eukaryota; Fungi; Ascomycota; Dothideomycetes; Mycosphaerellales; Mycosphaerellaceae
Exons: 13
Coding region: 679-3684 (1001 amino acids)
Source: RefSeq, a predicted model, not a curated record
CCUCUCCAACUCUGCCUGAAGCUCCUCGGCCUUCUUCGUCCAGGCAGUAGCGGCGUUUGCGUUUUCGUCCGCGCGUGCCACAUGUUGAUUUAGCAGAAGUUCUUGCUGCUGACACGUCUGCCUCAAAUUCGACAGCUCGAAUGUCUUUUUUUCCAGCUCGGCAAGAAGGAUUUCGCAGUUCGUUGCAAGAGUCUCAUUGCGACUGGUCGCAUUGGCGCUGGCCUCCCGCUGCCUGUGUCACUACAGCCUUCAAGCAUCGCGUGGAAGCCAGAGGCCGUGGCCGUGUCGUACGACAGGGGUCAUAUGCGGCUUGCCAGUCUCCGGUGUCCAGCCUUCAAACGCAUGGCCAGACACCAAUCGAUAAAUCGAAAGAUGAGGAUUCCGUUCUGAUCGGAGACGCGAUAGGACUGCCCCCCUUGUACAUCACAUGCAUCGCUUGUCGUCGGUGACACGAGCGGCAUUGUGCAUUGCAGGCAGAAAGACUUCACGCGUGGUAGGCGCGUCACAAGUGGACAUCUCGUGGAGCGACAAUCGCCAACGACCUUGUCCGUGUCUUUGCGUUGUAUCGUGAGCAAUUGAAAGGAACUCACUCAGGCUGAGAUGAUCUUGGUCAGCGUCUUGCUCUGGCGAACGUCGUGGUUUUCUGGGCAUUAUUGUGAUCUGCCGUGAGUAGCCGGCAUGGACCGAUCACUCUGGACACUCAGUCACAAGUUGUGUCUUGACUGGCUGGCUUCGAAUUCAAUCGAUCUCACUUGUUCUUGCCCGAAAGAGCCACACACCGGCCGGGCCGUUUCUCCCGCAUACAUAAACGGUCAUUCCGCCACAUACGACACCGAACAGAAUACCAUAUUCUUGACCAACUCUCGCCCUACCGCCACCAUGGAUCCCGACGUGGCUCGCAUGUUGGCCGAUUUGGGCAACAGUCGCCGCGAUGAGAUUUCUGCACCAGAUGAGGGCGACCCCGAUCAGUCAUAUCGAAAUCGGCGCGAAGAACGCGAGAUACUGCUGAGGGCCGAAGAUCAUCGGGCCAACGCUCAUCUUCAUGCAAAGAACCCGGACGAGGCAGCUGCCCUCGAGGCGUGGAACACGCCAUCCACGUUCGGCACUGAUGAUGUAGCUGAGCAGAUGGAGAAUCGGUACAGUGGCCAAGGACAUCGUGCGCGCCUCGAACAGAAACGGUCUCAGCGUUUUGGGUAUGAGGCCAAUGAAGGGUAUCACUCAUCACAGCGCUCCCGUCAGGACUAUGCUCAGGUAAGUCGGAACAUGAGAUCAUCUUUCCCUGAGUACCAGAGUCUGACAAAUCUGCAGGACGAGGCGAAUCGUCGUGCUCACCAUCAGGCAUACCAGGCGAGAGCGAAUGCUCCAGGGCCGUCUCGCCAGCGCGCUGCUUCACCUCGAUCAUUCGGCAAGGAUAAGUUUAUAAGAGACCAGCGGCUUCCACAACAGUCUGGAGUACUUGCUGCAGCAUCGUCAAUUCCGACAGGCGGCUUUGCGUUUGCCCCAUCGACCUCAGCUUCAUCGGCUUCUUCUGUAACAGCCGUGACAGGUGUUCAGGCCCGACCAGUCGCGCCAGUACCCCAGGGUCAUAAGCCACCGACGGCUCCUCAAGCUCCCGCGCCUGCAGCUCGAACUCGUGCUGUGGGUACGAGCACAGCGAGUCAGACAGUCUCUGGUCCGCGAACGUCUGCUCUAGCAGCCGCAGCGACUUCGCCACCUAUGCCGCCGCCAGCUAAGGCAAAGUCGAUCACUAGAGAAGGAAUGCUUGGCUCGAUCUACAAGCAUCUUAUGAAGAACAAGGACGCAUACUUUCCCAAGCCGGCUGUACAGGAGAAGACCGGAGAAGAUGAUCAAAAGGCUGUGGAGCGUCGUGAGGCCCUCACAGAAACUUCUAUGAUCGCGAUUCCGCUACCUGCCCAGCUUCCUGUCGACGAGUGGAUGUCUAGCGGUAAAGACAUGCAGAGAUCCAAGAAGAUGCAGGCACUCAACGACGCCGCAACGAAGGAGGAUCAGGCUUCUUAUUGGCAGAAGCCGAAUGAGAUCCACCUCUUGCACACUGCACGCGAGAAGAUUGCUGAGGACGUGGCUUUGCUCGCGCAGCCAGAGCACUCAGAGCAAGCUGACGACUACUAUAAAAAGCAGCGAUAUCGCGAGUGGCUGCGUGCAUAUGGGGCUCAGGCGCGAGUUGGUUCUGUGGGGAAUACCGAUAUUCCAGUUAUCGCCGAAAUCGUCAAGGCCACAAACAAUCUGCUGAGCAAGGGCAUCGCAGCAGCAGCUCUUCGGAGCCCUGCAGUCAAGACUGGGUCCACCACCGCUCGUCCUCCCACGCCCCCUUCCACCGUCAGCAACUCCCGCUCGAGCAGCAUUGGCGCUCAGGAGCCCACCGAACUGUCCUCUCCACCACAGCCCGAGACUGCGACGGGAUCCCUAGGCGCCACCUUCUGCAACAAGGAUGGCGUCUGUAUGGGCACUCGGCAGCGCCCUGCCGACGCUCCCGUCAAUGCGAAAAUCACUUUUCCUGGCACAUACGAUGUGCUGGGAAUGGCCGAGGGGGCGGACUCGCUGGCGGAAUCUCCAAGAAGGAAGGCGCGGAGAUGUGUUGCAGAGGGUCGGGACAGUAGCUUCAGCUACCGGUUUGAUGAGCGUCGUGGUGGGUUUGGAAUAUACCUGGCUAGGAUGUCGCCGAGAAACGAGGGCUUAGCAGGGACGUUCGUCUCCAUUUCCAUUUCCAUUUCCAUUUCCAUUUCCAUGUCUGUGCGUGCUUUUCUUUGCUCUGCCCCACGACUUAUGAUCUCACUUCAUCUGCUUCGGAGAACUAUCCCGCGGGGACGAAGCACCGGAGAACGCUUUGAAUGUCAAUGGCGAAUUCAAGACAAGGUACGUACAAGAGUUCUUGAAAAUCACGUACUAGGUAGCUUCCUCGAAGCUCGACGGAAUCGAGCUGCUUCUUAUUUUUUCAGCUUCUCCUCGAGUAACGACCCAGAUGUUAGAGGAUACGUCUCCAGAAUCCUCGAGCAGCUAGAUGAGGAUCAAUUCGAUGGAGCAUGGCAUGGAGGUCAUGCUGCUUCUGAAGAUUCGGUCGAGGAGCCUGAAGGCGAGGAGGUACAUAAGCUCGGGAAAGAUUACAUUUCUUUUCUUGAGUCGGGGUUGUUGGAUCUGACUUACGAUAUUUCCUCUUUCCUGCUUCCGAAGGUUCGCGGAUUCUUGGCAUCGAAAGAGAAGCGCUCUCUCACCACGCCAUCCACAUCAUUGCUUUUACACGCUCUACAUUAUGCACAAGCAUCUGCCUGCGGACACGUGUUCAUCGCAAUCGACCCGGGCCCUGUUAUUGGGCCAGAGGCAGAGGCAGAGGCAGAGGCAGAGGGAGUCGUAAGAGGGCUUUGCGAUAUUUUCAAGAUCAUGUGCACGUGCUUCGCUCCCGCAUGUUCAAAUGCCAUGUUCCCAAUUUAUGUGUCCUGUAUGCCUGGCCAAGGUUGCAUUCGUGGCGACUUGGUCGGCAUCUUGGGCGGACGCGAAUCGAGCUGGAAAUUGAAAGGUAGCGGUACACGCUCUGCUUGUAUCGAAUGUCUGCGUGGAAAGAAAGAAAGAAAGAAAGACGCGCUCGCCGCCGAGAAGCGUGAAAGCUCAAUGCAGCACUUCUUACCGCAGCGAUACAGUACAAUCUUUGCCCCUACAAAUUGUUUUUAA